GCGAGCCGUGAGGCAAGGAGAGUGGCCAGCUGUGGUGGUGAUGGAGGUGAAGGGAGAGGGAAGAGGGGCGGGGCCACGCAGGAGCGGCUCCGAAUGACAUUCCGUGAGGCGGCGACGGCUUUGGUUUGGGGCCCUUCCUCCUCCUCCUCCUCCUCCUCGCAAGAUGUCGGCUCUGGCCGUAGCGACGGCGGCUGCUGCGACGGCGGCGGCCGUGACCGCGGCGCGCUUCGAGAAGCCCAGCAGCCCGGGCUCGUCGCGGGGCUUCUACUUCAACACGGUGCUCUCGCUCGCCCGUUCGCUGGCCGUGCAGAGGCUCGCUCCGCUCGAGAAGGUACAGAAACUUCUGUGCAUGUGCCCAGUAGAUAUCCACGGGAUCUUUCAGCUGGAUGAGCGCCGCAGAGAUGCUGUGAUUGCUUUGGGAGUUUUUCUAAUCGAGUCUGACCUGCAGCAUAAAGAUAUUCUUGUUCCAUAUCUCCUGCGGCUGUUGAGGGGCCUCUUCAAAGUCCAGUGGAUAGAAGAAAGCAAUUCGCGCAAAGGCCGAGGCAUGCUUCCAAUUGCAGAAAACUUCAGUUUCUGUUUGGUGACGUUAUUGUCGGAUGUGGCUUAUAGGGAUGCCAUUUUGAGAGAACAGAUUUUAGAGACAGUUUUACAAGCGAUGCAGGUCCUGCUGGGAAUGUGCCAGUCCCCACAAAUCCAGGAUAAAGAAUAUUUAUGCAAAUAUGCUGUGCCAUGCCUGAUUGGAAUUUCAAGAGCGUUUGGGCGCUACAGCAACUCGGAAGAGUCUCUUCUGUCAAAGCUUUUUCCUAAAGUUACUCCGCAUUCCCACAGAGCCCCAAACGAGUUGGAUGGUAUUCGCAGACGCUCUUUUAAUGACUUCAGGUCGAUACUUCCAAAUUCCUUACUGUCUGUUUGCCAAGAAGGAUCUUUAAAGAGAAAGACCAAUAGUGUAUCGAGUAUCACGCAGAUCAGUCCAGAACGUGGAAUUCCUCCUCCCAGUUCUCCCGGAGGAAGCGCUGUGCAAUAUUUUGAAGCAGGGUCCUACCUACCUGAUGGGAGUGCUGUAGAUCCCGAUUAUUACUUCUCUACAAUCAGUUCCAGCUUCUCGGUUUCGCCUCUCUUUAACGGCAUUAGCAACAAGGAGUUUAACAUUCCACUAGAAAUGCUCCGCCAGCUGCUGAACAUGGUAAAACAGAUUGUUGGGGAUGCAGUUCUUAGAAAUUUGGACGCAGUUGUCUCUGAGGGUAUUGAGGAAAACCCUCAUGCAGAUCUGUUCUACAAAAUGUUCAGUGACCCAUUGUACGUUGCCCAGUUCAAGAUGCUGAGGGACGCGUUGUACUAUAUGAAAGAUCUCCCAAACUCGUUUGUGAAGGAGAUACACGAUUUUGUGCUGGAACAGUUCAACAGCAGCCAGUCGGAGCUUCAGAAACUCCUUCAUGACGUCGACAGAUUACACAACGAACUGAAUCCUCUGAAGCUGCGUUGCCAGGCUAAUGCUGCCUGCGUGGAUCUCAUGGUGUGGGCUGUGAAGGAUGAGCAAGGGGCAGAAAACCUGUGCAUCAAACUAUCAGAGAAGCUGCAGUCCAAGACCUCUAGCAAAGUAAUCAUAGCUCAUUUGCCUCUUCUCAUCUGCUGCUUACAGGGUCUAGGGCGCUUAUGUGAGAGAUUCCCUGUGGUGGUUCACUCGGUCAAUCCAUCCCUGAGAGACUUUCUUGUGAUCCCUUCUCCUGUCCUGGUGAAGCUUUACAAGUACCACAAUCAAUUUAAUACCGGAGGCAACGACAUCAAGAUCAGUAUAACAAACGAGCAUGCUGAAUCCACUGUAAGUGUGAUGUCAAGCAAGAAGAGUCAAGCCUCCAUGUAUGAACAGCUGCGGGAUAUUGCAAUUGAUAACAUCUGCAGGUGCUUGAAAGCUGGCCUGACUAUAGAUCCAGUCAUUGUUGAAGCCUUCUUAGCUAGUUUGUCUAAUCGUCUCUACAUCUCACAGGAGAGUGAUAAGGAGGCCCAUCUCAUUCCUGACCACACAAUCCGUGCAUUAGGGCACAUUGCAGUGGCACUGAGGGACAUGCCCAAAGUGAUGGAGCCGAUCCUUCAGAUCCUGCAGCAGAAGUUCUGCCAGCCGCCUUCUCCCCUGGAUGUGCUCAUCAUUGACCAACUGGGCUGCUUAGUUAUCACUGGAAAUCAAUACAUUUACCAGGAGGUAUGGAAUCUGUUUCAGCAGAUCAGUGUUAAAGCUAGCUCAAUUGUGUACUCAGCAACGAAAGACUACAAGGAUCAUGGAUACAGACACUGUUCCUUAGCUGUUAUUAACGCCCUGGCUAAUAUAGCUGCAAAUAUCCAGGAUGAGCACCUUGUGGAUGAAUUGCUGAUGAACUUGCUGGAACUGUUUGUACAACUUGGGCUUGAAGGAAAGAGAGCCAGCGAGAGGGCAAGCGAAAAAGGUCCAGCGCUAAAGGCAUCUAGCAGUGCAGGGAACCUGGGAGUGCUGAUCCCCGUUAUUGCUGUGCUUACAAGACGCUUGCCACCCAUCAAGGAAGCGAAGCCCAGGUUACAGAAACUCUUCCGCGACUUCUGGCUGUAUUCGGUGCUCAUGGGAUUUGCUGUGGAAGGCUCAGGUCUUUGGCCAGAAGAGUGGUACGAGGGUGUUUGUGAGAUAGCAACCAAGUCGCCGCUACUCACGUUUCCUAGCAAGGAGCCUCUCCGUUCUGUUCUUCAGUACAACUCAGCCAUGAAAAACGACACUGUCACUUCUGCUGAACUGAAUGAGUUACGGAGCACCAUCAUAAAUCUUUUGGACCCUCCUCCAGAUGUGUCUGCCCUAAUCAAUAAGCUGGACUUUGCCAUGUCUACCUACCUGCUCUCUGUGUACCGUCUAGAAUGCAUGAGGGUUUUGCGUUCAACGGACCCUGAUCGCUUCCAAGUGAUGUUUUAUUACUUUGAGGACAAAGCUAUUCAGAAAGACAAAUCGGGCAUGAUGCAGUGCGUAAUAGCUGUUGCAGAUAAGGUGUUUGAAGCUUUCCUCAGCAUGAUGGCUGACAAACCGAAAACAAAAGAAAACGAAGAGGAGCUGGAGAGACAUGCUCAGUUCUUGCUGGUGAAUUUUAACCAUAUUCAUAAGAGGAUCAGGCGGGUUGCAGAUAAAUACUUAUCUGGCCUUGUAGACAAGUUCCCUCACUUACUGUGGAGUGGAAGGGUGCUGAAGACCAUGCUGGAUAUCCUCCAGACCCUCUCUCUGUCUCUGAGUGCAGACAUUCACAAGGACCAACCAUACUAUGACAUUCCAGAUGCCCCAUAUAGAAUUACUGUUCCUGAUACAUAUGAGGCUAGAGAGAGCAUUGUAAAGGAUUUUGCUGCACGCUGUGGAAUGAUUCUCCAAGAAGCCAUGAAAUGGGCUCCCUCCGUCACCAAAUCUCACUUGCAGGAAUAUUUAAACAAGCAUCAGAACUGGGUAUCGGGCUUAUCGCAGCACACGGGUCUGGCGAUGGCCACGGAGAGCAUCCUCCACUUCGCAGGCUACAACAAGCAGAACACUACGCUGGGGGCAACCCAGUUAACUGAAAGGCCCGCCUGUGUGAAGAAGGACUACUCCAACUUCAUGGCUUCACUCAACUUGCGCAAUCGUUACGCUGGAGAAGUGGCUGGGAUGAUUCAGUACUGUAACACCACAGGCCGCACUUCGGAUCUCAAUAAACUAAUGAUCAAGCAGCUCAACGAUGCCCUAGAACCAGGCCAGCCAGAACACUACACUCAAGCCAUGUUUAAGAUGACAGCCAUGCUAAUAAGUAGCAGAGACACCGACCCUCAGCUCUUGCAUCACCUGUGUUGGGGCCCUCUGCGAAUGUUUAGCGAACACGGCAUAGAAACAGCCAUCGCUUGUUGGGAAUGGCUGCUUGCUGCUAAGAAUGGAAUAGAAGUGCCGUUCAUGAGAGAGAUGUCAGGGGCCUGGCAAAUGACAGUGGAGCAGAAAUUUGGUCUGUUCUCUGCAGAGCGGAAAGAAGCGGAUCCAUUAGCUGCUUCAGAAGAGAGUCAGCCCAGACCCUGUCCACCAGAGGUCACACCACAUUACAUCUGGAUAGAAUUCCUGGUGCAGAGGUUUGAAAUUGCAAAGUACUGCAGCUCUGACCAAGUGGAGAUCUUCUCCAGUUUACUCCAGCGAUCCCUUUCUCUGAACAUCGGGGGAUCAAAGGGCAGUAUGAAUCGACAUGUGGCAGCUAUUGGGCCACGUUACAAGCUGCUAACCCUGGGAUUGUCCUUGCUUCAUGCUGAUGUGGUUCCAAACGCAACGAUUCGCAAUGUCUUGAGGGAGAAGAUUUACUCCACUGCUUUUGAUUACUUCAGCGUUGCCCCAAAGUGUCCAACUCAAGCUGAGAAGAGGUUGCGUGAGGAUAUCAUCAUACUAAUCAAGUUUUGGACUGCAAUGUUCUCUGACAAGAAAUAUUUAACAGCCAGCCAGCUUGUGCCUCCUGAUAAUCAGGACACACGGAGCAACCUGGACAUCACUGUUGGGUCUCGGCAGCAAGCCACCCAGGGAUGGAUAAACACAUACCCUUUGUCCAGUGGCAUGUCAACCAUCUCCAAAAAAUCAGGGAUGUCCAAGAAGACCAAUCGAGGCACCCAGCUUCACAAGUACUACAUGAAAAGGAGGACGUUGCUGCUCUCAUUGCUGGCUACUGAGAUUGAACGCCUCAUUACAUGGUACAACCCCCUCUCAUCCCCGGAGUUGGAGCUGGAUCAGACUGGAGAGAACAGCGUUUCAAACUGGAGGUCAAAGUACAUCAGUCUGAGUGAGAAGCAAUGGAAAGAUAAUGUGAAUCUGGCGUGGAGUAUUUCUCCUCACCUGGCUGUCCAGCUUCCCACCAGGUUUAAAAACACAGAAGCCAUUGGAAUGGAAGUGACCCGUCUGGUCCGCUUGGACCCAGGAGCAGUUAGCGAUGUGCCUGAAGCCAUAAAGUACCUUGUCACAUGGCACACAAUAGAUGCAGACGCUCCUGAACUCAGCCACAUCCUCUGCUGGACGCCAACAGACCCCCCGACUGGCCUUUCGUAUUUUUCCAGCAUGUACCCACCUCAUCCUUUGACAGCUCAGUAUGGAGUUAAAGUCCUCCGUUCUUUCCCUCCAGAUGCCAUUUUAUUUUACAUUCCACAGAUUGUUCAGGCACUUAGAUACGAUAAGAUGGGCUAUGUGAGGGAGUACAUCCUGUGGGCAGCUUCCAAAUCCCAGCUACUGGCUCACCAGUUCAUUUGGAACAUGAAAACCAACAUCUACUUGGACGAAGAAGGGCAUCAGAAAGACCCUGACAUUGGAGAACUGCUGGAGCAGCUGGUUGAGGAAAUAACCGGGUCUUUAUCUGGACCGGCAAAGGAAUUCUAUCAACGUGAAUUUGAUUUCUUCAAUAAAAUCACCAAUGUUUCAGCUGUCAUCAAGCCUUACCCUAAAGGUGAUGAAAGAAAAAAGGCUUGUUUGAUUGCUUUGUCAGAGAUUAAAGUGCAGCCUGGUUGUUAUCUGCCUAGCAAUCCUGAAGCAAUUGUUCUGGACAUCGACUACAAAUCAGGAACUCCCAUGCAAAGUGCUGCCAAAGCGCCUUACUUGGCUAAGUUUAAGGUGAAGCGGUGUGGGGUCAGUGAACUUGAAAAAGAAGGUCUGCGCUGUCGUUCAGACUCCAUAGACGAAAGUGGGGAAGAUGGGAUGGAGAGCAAGAAGAUCUGCUGGCAGGCAGCCAUCUUUAAAGUGGGCGAUGACUGCAGGCAGGACAUGCUGGCCUUGCAGAUCAUUGACCUCUUCAAGAACAUAUUUCAGCUGGUGGGUCUGGACCUGUAUGUGUUUCCCUACCGAGUAGUGGCCACAGCCCCGGGGUGCGGCGUCAUCGAAUGCAUUCCUGAUUGCACAUCCCGUGACCAACUGGGCAGGCAGACAGACUUCGGGAUGUACGACUACUUUACAAGGCAGUAUGGAGACGAAUCCACUCUGGCUUUCCAAAAGGCUCGCUACAACUUCAUCCGCAGCAUGGCGGCUUACAGCCUCCUGUUGUUCCUGCUCCAGAUUAAAGACAGGCAUAAUGGCAACAUCAUGCUGGACAAACAAGGGCAUCUCAUUCAUAUUGAUUUUGGUUUCAUGUUUGAGAGUUCGCCAGGCGGAAACCUGGGUUGGGAGCCGGAUAUCAAGCUGACCGACGAAAUGGUGAUGAUAAUGGGAGGGAAAAUGGAGGCGACGCCUUUCAAGUGGUUCAUGGAGAUGUGCGUCAGGGGAUACCUGGCCGUCAGGCCUUACAUGGAUGCUGUAGUCUCUCUGGUUACAUUGAUGCUGGACACAGGGCUGCCCUGCUUCCGAGGGCAGACAAUCAAACUGCUGAAGAACAGGUUCAGCCCCAACAUGACGGAGCGAGAAGCCGCAAACUUCAUCAUAAAGAUAAUUCAGAGCUGCUUCCUCAGCAACAGGAGCAAGACCUAUGAUAUGAUCCAGUUCAUCCAGAAUGAUAUUCCCUACUGAAACAAGGGGGAUUAUCCUGGGGGAGCCACAAUCCCUUCACCUUCGUUCCAGCCUAGACAUGUGAUUUCCAAUGUACCUGUCUCCAAUCAGUCCUGUGGGCGCAUGUGCAUGUGAAUGUGGGUGUCCCCAUUUUACAGGACCUUAUAACAAUCAACAACUCUUGAACAGUUCCUUUAUCUCUACUAGGAUGUCCGUGUUCCUACAGAGCAGUUGGCUGACAUCACAGAUUUAAAAUCCUGUUGUAGCUAGGAAUGUGUGUGCAGCUCAACAGGCACCGAUAAAUCUGAGGGGUGUGGCAAUUGUCAGGCGAUGCAAGGGUUGUUGUUUUUUUUCAAUUUUAUUUUUUUUGGAAGCAAGCUCCCUUAAAAUGCCCACUCUGCAGAAUCCGAUGGAAAUAAAAUGCUCUGGAGUUCCUGUUCAGAGCAGCAAAGAAGCAUUCAGUUGCUCCAGCUGUAGAAAUUGUAAUGAUAAUCUCUGUAGGUGGCGAUAUUCCAACAUCUGUGUUAAUAUUGUAUUUUGCACUGUAAAUUGUUCCUGCUGCAUGGUCAGUGUUUCAUACCUAGAUGAAGAAUGUAUUUUUUUCCUUUAGUGUGGUUUUAAAGAGAGAAACUUUAUCCAAAAUAUAUUUAAUCUAAGAAAUGGAGUUUAAAAAAGAACUUAUGAUACAAUAUGUCACUGUUCCAACAGGUUUUUUUAAAAAUAAAAACUGUCCUUAA
Molecule: messenger RNA, 7200 nt
Organism: Rhineura floridana
Lineage: Eukaryota; Metazoa; Chordata; Lepidosauria; Squamata; Rhineuridae
Gene: PI4KA
Product: phosphatidylinositol 4-kinase alpha
Exons: 55
Coding region: 164-6484 (2106 amino acids)
Biological process (GO): phosphatidylinositol-mediated signaling; phosphatidylinositol phosphate biosynthetic process
Cellular component (GO): cytoplasm; plasma membrane
Molecular function (GO): 1-phosphatidylinositol 4-kinase activity
Source: RefSeq, a predicted model, not a curated record